CUCGCACUAGUUGGCAAUCCAACACUGUGCCAGCAUCUACUAACCACAUGCCAUCCCUCGCUGUCGUUCGCGCCGCAAAUGCCGCAUUUUCCCCUUCCUAUCUUCCCGUCGCCGUCUUCGUAGGCGGAACCGCCGGCAUUGGUAGAGCCACCGCGCAGGCCUUCGCCCGUUACACCAAGGGCAACGCGCACAUCGUCAUCGUCGGGCGAAACAAGGCCGCUGCCCAGUCCCUCAUCGCGUCCUUCCCCAAGCCCACCGCGCCAGAGGCCAAGCACGAGUUCGUCGCGUGCGAGGACGCCGCGCUCAUGCGCAACGUCCGCGCGGCGACGUCGACGCUCCUCGCGCGGCUUCCGAAGAUCAACUUCCUCGUCCUCUCCGCGGGCUUCAUGAGCUUCAAGGGGCGCGACGAGACCGACGAGGGCAUCGACCGCAGGCUCGGGCUGCACUACUACGCACGCUGGAAGUUCAUCUACGAUCUCCUCCCGCUCCUCAGUAAGGCAAAGGAGGCGGGCGAGGACGCGAAGGCGCUCUCGGUGCUCGGAGCCGGCGUCGGCGGGACCGUGAUCGACGUGAACAACCUCGGCCUGAAGAAGAACUAUCUCAGGUCAAAUCCUGGUGGCACGGGCCCAGCUUACACUGACUUGAUGAUGCAGUCAUAUGCUGAACAGAACCCGGACCUGUCCUUCAUUCACACCUUCCCGGGAGCCGUCCGCAGCGAGCUGCUCGCGCGGUCGCAUUGGACGAUGCGUGUGCUCAAUCCUGUCCUGCUUGGGCUCUUCUAUCCCCUCACGGUUUCUCCGGAGGACUGUGCAGAGUACACGCUCUACGCGUUGUUGCAGGCCCGUCCCGGCGUCUCGCGGAACAACAGCAAGGGUGACAAUAUCGGGCGGUCCCCGUUAUGGGACGCUACAGAUGUGCGGAUGCGUCUCUGGGAGCACACGCAGGGAGAGGUAGAGGGUGCACUUGUGAGGCGGGAUGCGACGGGCGCAUAGAGUGUGGGGCUCACAUAGUAGGUCUUAGAUCUUUGGCUCUCAUCAGUCUCCGACUACAUCAUUCAUUGCUCUAGUUGUAUAUCACGCCCUGACACAGACGUUACAAUUCAAAAUGGGGCUGCCGAAGUGUAUAUGCCCAACUCCAUACUUAGCAUGCAGCG
Dichomitus squalens LYAD-421 SS1 is the source of this 1153-nucleotide messenger RNA. Its product is annotated as NAD(P)-binding protein. The transcript has 2 exons. The record is from RefSeq and is a predicted model, not a curated record. Lineage: Eukaryota; Fungi; Basidiomycota; Agaricomycetes; Polyporales; Polyporaceae. Gene Ontology annotation, biological process: secondary metabolic process. Bases 48 to 992 code for a protein of 314 amino acids.